CUUAUCAAAGGGCUUCCGAGUUUUAAACCAAUAUGGCGCUAAAGUUGAAAACAUUGUGAAUGUGGUACAGCAUCAUCAGAUAUGAAGUGAACAGUAGUCAGAUGUAAUCAAAGGGAAAACAACUGACGAUGGCAACGUCUAGUAAAACAGAUUUAUUUGUGUUUGGUGCCCAUGGCCAGAAACCUUUACACGAACACGUAACUCCUCACAAGGUGGCACUACUGGCUCUGAUAUUCGAGUACUGUGAAAUGAAGAAAAGAGACACAACAGUGCCGAUGGUCGGCAUAGGUCAUCAGUUACCAGGAUACAUGUAUCAGAAAUUCACCGAAACUGAGAAACGGGACUUCAUGACCUCAAUUUUGAAAUUAUUACAGAGCCCAGAUUUGUCAUUAAAGGAGUUGCUAGAACAAGUACAGUCUAUCCUACAGCCAACACUGUUGGAUAACUUUACAGACAGAUUGCGAGAAUUCUACAUGGAAGGUGUAUUGCCAUUUAUGGACUUUUUUCAAGAAUUACAGAGAAUUUUACAACCCAGUGAAUCCUUACCUGAUCCCGUCAUUGUUGGCAGCAGUGUACUAGGUUUAUUCCUUCGGAGGAUGAUACAUGCUUUUGACAAGUUAUCGUUCAGCCAGGUGACGAAGCUGUAUACUCGAUACAAAGAUUACUAUGAGGCUUUCAAUACCCCUCUGGCUGCUGAGGAAAGUGAUAACUUCGGCGGCUCCCUCAUCGACUCCAUCACUAGUCAAUGUGGCCUUGGCAAGCUUACACGGAGUGGACUGGCUAAGUCAUAUGACCCCAGUAACCUUGGGGAAGGAAAGUUUGGUGAAUUUGAAGGAGGAUUUUACUCUCACAAACAAGCUGAAUAUUUCAUCUCCAGACAGGGGUUCCUGCUCCAACACAACGAGAGUGAAGCGUUACCUCCAACAAAACUGCAGGACAAAAUAACAGACAUGUUAAAAUCUAACCCAGACAUCGCAGAGGCGCAUUUCCUGAGUUACCUGAACAACCUACGAGUUCGUGAGUACUGUACUGCCGUACACAACCUGUACCACUACUUUGACCGUAACAAUACCCUCUCGGGAGGUAAUGCCAUGCAGGUUAGCAGUAAAAACCGUGAAGAGGACAACAUCAGCAGGAGAUAUGCUGCUCUCAACCUCGCUGCUCUACACUUCCGAUUUGGACACAGAGACGAGUCCCUGGCUGCCUUACGUGAAGCUAUCAGUAUGGCCCAGGAAACGAACGACCAUGUUUGUCUACAGCACGCAUUGAGUUGGCAACACAGAAUAGAGGAGCCAGGUUCAGCCAGAACGGCCAGUCUGAUGGCACAGUCUAUAGGGAAAAGUCUCGAUCUCUCUCUCCCAAAUAUCACAUCUCUCGGAAUUCAAGCACUUGCCCGCCACAAUGCUUUUGCUACUGCCAAGCCUGCAAGUGUAUUUGACUUUUUGCUGAAGAGUGACAUAUUGAACUGCCAACAUUCCCAGUCCCACUUCAUGUGUGUGAGUUAUGCCCAGAAAGGAGCACUGUGGAACUUGUAUGGCAAAAGAGAGAACUCCUCCAUGUCUAGUCAGCUGGUUCUAAAUCUAGACACAUCAGACAGCGGUAUUUACCACAAUGGCGAGUCGGUGUGUAUCUCGCUGUGCGACAUGGCCAGACACUUCUCUGAUCAGGGCCACUACACUGCCGCCCUGGAAAUCAUCAACACAGCCAAACAGAGGUUCCCCUCACACACACAGCAUGCCCAUAUAUGGAUGUCAUGUGAACAAGAGAUCCAGUUUGAUAAAACACUUCUCAAUAGAAAUUGGACAGCAACUGACCAGGCUGUCAACAAUCUCCGUGGGCUGGACGAGGAUGAGGCUUGUCUUAGGAGUGCCAUACUGAACAAAGAGAAAGGAGACAUACCCACAGCCCUGAAUUCCCUCCACAACUUGAUGGAGAAGUACCGACAAAACCAGUCUAAAUAUACACCAGACUACCCAUGCAGAGUGCUACUGACAUUGGCUGAGCUCUAUAUACAAACAGGAAACCACACUUCAGCUCUGUCUCACGUCCUCGACUGUCUCACCCACGCUAAAGAGCACCACCUCCAGUACAUCAUUGCUAUUGCUACAGUACACCUGGCCUUCGUCCAGUUUCAGAUGAAGCUGCCAGAGCAGGCCCUCAAGCUGUUGCACACACAGAUGGUCCAGAUUCUGUCCCAUGGUAGUGUGUAUGACCAGGCUCGUACUAUGUACUGCUAUGCCCGCUGUCAGGUAGCUGCCAAUUCAAAUAGUCCCCCAAAGGAACGCAAAACAGCGUUGCUGCUAGCCGUCAACAUGAUUGCCACUACUGUGAUAGAGAAGUUUAAGAAAAUUGAUGCGUCAUUACGAGUGAAGGAUGCUACGUAUUACCUAGCCAGACUGUACAAUGAACUGGGAUAUACGUCGGAGCGUAACAAGUGUGCCUAUCAGUUCCGACAGUUAGACCUCCAGUAUCCUACACAAAACAGAGUCAUAGUCAAUGCAUUAUGAUAGGAAAUGACAUUGUAUCAGCAUUUACCUUCAUUCCUGGAUUUUCACAUCAUCAAAGACUUUUUUCUGGGGUUGGGUGGGUGCAGUACAUUACAAGAACUACAAACAUCUUUUCUCCUGGAGCUGGAUCCUUGUUUACAUUCAAAAGUGUGUAAAAAAACAUGGCCUCCUGAUUAUGAAGACUUUUUCUAAAAAUUUAUGAAAAUGGUUAAGAGAAAAUAAAAACAAGAAAAUAAUUUAUCUGUUAAAUUCUUUUAUUUUUCAUGAUGUCAUAAUAUUGAGUUCAAUAGUUUUUAUAUUUCAGACAAAUAUUAGAUCACACUGACUCUCACCCAUUGAGGCAUCAAGAAGUAGGGAAAAAUAGUGUAAACAGAUUUAUUUUAGCACCCAAAUUUCUGGGCAAAAUCUAAUUAAGCGGAAGGCUUUCUAUGCGAAAAGCGCCGAAAUAAGAACAGCGCUAAAUAUGUACAUUUACAAUAUACAAUAUUUUACCAGAGUACUCCGCAAUUAGUAGCAGUCUGUACGAGCCAGUAACGGUGAGGCCCAACUCCUGGCUAGACUCGGAGAUGAAUCAAAUCUCUCCUUGAUGUUUGAGAAUUCAGUUAGCUUUCAAAAACUUCAAUUAAUGAAGAAUUAUUUUUUAAUUUAAAAGUACUUUCUGGAUGCCCCAAUAACCAUUCAUUUCAAGAAAUAAUCAAACAACUUUCCUUUCUCUUCAACAUACAUUCCAGCUAUCAACACAUAACAAUAUAGUUCUGUUCGUAACAUCAAUAUAUGGCAUAGGUGUGUAAAAAAAAAUCAGAG
Messenger RNA from Pecten maximus, 3311 nucleotides. RefSeq names its product anaphase-promoting complex subunit 5-like. Gene Ontology annotation, biological process: positive regulation of mitotic metaphase/anaphase transition; protein K11-linked ubiquitination; anaphase-promoting complex-dependent catabolic process. The transcript has 18 exons. Bases 129 to 2507 code for a protein of 792 amino acids. Lineage: Eukaryota; Metazoa; Mollusca; Bivalvia; Pectinida; Pectinidae. Gene Ontology annotation, cellular component: anaphase-promoting complex. Gene Ontology annotation, molecular function: protein binding. The record is from RefSeq and is a predicted model, not a curated record.